This is a messenger RNA of Eruca vesicaria subsp. sativa (arugula), 560 nucleotides long. The record is from the annotation of a GenBank genome assembly. NCBI's taxonomy places the organism in Eukaryota, Viridiplantae, Streptophyta, Magnoliopsida, Brassicales, Brassicaceae.
CUUAACACACAACAUUCAGUUCUAGUUCUGCUGUUGACUAUAUAUCUCUCUUCAUCUAGUCUGAUCUGACCUGUGGAGAAGAAAAAAGAAGGAAUGGCCAUCUUCUGUUUUCUUGUAGACCAAAGGAAGCAAGUCCGAGGGAGGAAGCCGGCUGCCGGUUUAUGCUCGAGGUGUGGAGGAGGAGCAGUGGUGGCUGACAUGAGAACCUCCACAAGAUUCUGCGGGGUUCCCUUUUACCGCAAAGCUUGGAAGGCCAUUGUCUGUCACUUCUGCGGCGCUGUGCUCAAGUCUUACCACUGAUAACUGAUGAGCCAAACAUAUUUGUUCUUUUUUUUUUUUUCCUAAUUCCAUUUGUUUGUUUUAAUGAAUCAAAGCUACGUUCCAUUGUAUGUAGCUUGAUUGCCUAGAAAACCCUACUGUUUAUUUGUUAUUCAGCGGUUUCCUAUAAGCUUUUGAGAUGGAUCUUCUCCUUUUGCUUAUCAUAAACUGAAGUUGACACACAAGUUUGGUAAGAAAAGUUAAUAGGAAAAGUAUGAAGGAAUGAAUAAAUCCAAACUAAC